This is a messenger RNA of Tympanuchus pallidicinctus (lesser prairie-chicken), 5264 nucleotides long. RefSeq names its product coronin 1C (gene CORO1C). NCBI's taxonomy places the organism in Eukaryota, Metazoa, Chordata, Aves, Galliformes, Phasianidae. Gene Ontology annotation, molecular function: actin filament binding. The transcript is spliced from 11 exons. Bases 316 to 2835 code for a protein of 839 amino acids. Gene Ontology annotation, biological process: neural crest cell migration; actin filament organization. The record is from RefSeq and is a predicted model, not a curated record.
CGCUCCUGCUAAAGGGUGACCCUGCCCUGGCGUUGGGCCUGACCCCAAAAUCACUGAGAGCAGAGGGGAGCGAGGAGCUGUGACUGCUGGGGAAAGGAGGAGAGAGCCUGGAGGAGGAUGCGAAAGGAGCGCUGCCCAUAAAGCACCAUGGGGCAGCACGUGGUGCGGUGAUGGGCACUGCGCAAGGAGCGACCCCGGGCCCUGCGCUAGGAGCUGUGCCAUGCCAGCGGGCAGCCACGAGGUUGAGAAGCCCCCACGGCGCCAGCACUGAGCAAGGAGAAGGCAGUGAGCCCUGGUGGAAGCGAGGCGCUGAGCAUGGCAGCCUCCACCUGGCAGUCCUGUGGAUAUUUACGGGAUGACACAAGCCAGGCACGAGGCACAGACUGCGCCACGUCCCGGGGAGGUUCGGCAGUAGCACGCCAGGAGUGCAGCCCACAGCCUCUCCAGCAGGGCCUGGGUGCCACGAUCCGGGCACACUGCCCCACCAUGAGCUCUGCGGGGAUGGAAGGAGAAAGCCCUCCGAAGGUCUAUGAGAUGCAGGUGGGGCAGCGGCGGGCCGGCAGCGGGCGCACGGUGAGGCCGGUGGUGUACAGGCUGGAGGAGAGCGAGUAUCGGCGGCUGCUGAAGGAGGCAGAAGAAGGCCCCGAGGAGGACUGGGAGCCUGAGAAUGAGGGGCUCGGACCGCAGGAGGGCUGCCCAGGGAAUGGGGUGACGGCGAGCCCCAGGCUCCAUCGGAUUGAUGUCCUGCGGGGAGCCCCACUGAUCCGCUCGUACUCGGAGAGCAGCGUGGAGCUGCGGGUGGCGAGCAAAGCGCCGGACUGCUCCACGGAGGGUGGCAAACCCCGCGUCCCUGCCAGGUCAGACAGCUUUGAGCUGAUGGAUUACAUCCUGCAGAGCAGGCAGGAGGCGGGGGCACCGCUGUCCCACAGCCCCCGAGACGGAUUCAUGCAGGUGUUGGGCUUUGCACCGUGCCAGAACGGAGAGGAUGGGCAGCUCACAAAGAGCCGGGCGGCGAGAGAUGCUGGUAAGCUUACAAGGCAGAACAGCACCCAGAUGCCGGAGAACAAGGAAUGGCUUGGAGCAGAUGUGGAUAUGGAGAUGCUGGAGUCAUACAGCCAGAAAAAGUCACCUCCGGCCCCACCGGCCAGGUCACACAGUAAGGAGAGCCUGGCACUGAGCAUGAGCAAGACCGUAGCACUGAGCGAGGCACUGCUGGAGCCCUGCAGCCCUGCGGCCCGGCCAGGGGGGAAGGAGCCAACAGGAGGGGGCCCAAAGGAGCAGGGGAGGAAGAGCGAGGAGGAGGAGGAAGAGGAGGAGGAGAAAGUGCUCAAAGUUGCCGAUGCGAAGAAAACCUUUGAGAAGGCGAAAGCAGAGGGGAAGGCAGCAGCUAGCAGUGCCCGGAAAGACACAAUGAGGCGAGUGGUACGACAGAGCAAAUUCCGGCAUGUGUUUGGCCAGGCAGUGAAGAACGACCAGUGCUACGAUGACAUCCGUGUCUCUCGUGUCACUUGGGACAGCUCCUUCUGUGCUGUGAACCCCAGGUUUGUUGCAAUCAUCGUGGAUGCGAGCGGCGGCGGGGCCUUCCUGGUGCUGCCUUUGCACAAGACGGGCCGAAUUGACAAGUCCUACCCAACGGUGUGCGGGCACACAGGACCAGUGCUGGACAUUGACUGGUGUCCCCACAACGACCAGGUCAUCGCCAGCGGCUCUGAGGACUGCACUGUCAUGGUAUGGCAGAUUCCUGAGAACGGGCUCACGCUGUCCUUGACAGAGCCAGUGGUAGUUCUAGAAGGCCAUUCGAAGCGAGUGGGCAUCGUGGCUUGGCACCCGACGGCGCGCAACGUGCUGCUCAGUGCAGGUUGUGAUAAUGCAAUUAUCAUCUGGAACGUGGGGACAGGUGAAGCCCUCAUCAACUUGGAUGACAUGCACGUGGAUGUGAUCUACAAUGUGAGCUGGAAUCGCAAUGGCAGCCUAAUCUGUACAGCUUCCAAAGACAAAAAAGUUCGAAUCAUUGACCCCAGGAAACAAGAAAUCAUCGCUGAGAAAGAGAAAACCCAUGAGGGAGCCCGGCCCAUGCGAGCCAUUUUCCUCGCUGAUGGAAACAUCUUCACGACCGGCUUCAGCCGCAUGAGCGAGCGGCAGCUGGCCCUCUGGAAUCCAAAAAACAUGGAGGAGCCAAUAGCCCUUCACGAGAUGGACACCAGCAAUGGGGUCCUGCUGCCAUUCUAUGACCCAGAUACCAACAUUAUUUACUUGUGUGGCAAGGGUGACAGCAGCAUUCGCUACUUUGAGAUCACGGAUGAAUCCCCCUAUGUUCACUACCUCAACACCUUCAGCAGCAAAGAGCCGCAGAGGGGAAUGGGGUUCAUGCCAAAGAGGGGCCUUGAUGUGAACAAGUGUGAGAUUGCCAGGUUCUUCAAGCUUCAUGAGCGGAAAUGUGAGCCCAUCAUCAUGACAGUCCCUCGAAAGUCGGACCUCUUCCAGGAUGACCUGUACCCCGACACAGCUGGCCCAGAGGCAGCGCUGGAAGCAGAAGAGUGGUUUGAGGGGAAGAAUGCUGAUCCCCUUCUCAUUUCCUUGAAGCAUGGGUACAUUCCUGGCAAGAACAGGGAUCUCAAGGUGGUCAAGAAGAAUAUACUGGAUAACAAACCUGCUGCAAACAAGAAAAGUGAUCUCAUAAGUGCUCCAAAGAAAGCAGCUGAUGCCUCAGACACUCAAAACGAAGCCAAAUUGGAUGAGAUUUUGAAAGAGCUGAAAUCCAUAAAAGACACCAUCACCAACCAAGACGAGCGCAUUUCCAAGCUGGAACAGCAGAUGGCGAAGAUCGCAGACUGAGCGGGGCUGGCGGGCGCUGCCAGCCCAACACAUUCCAGUUCCCCGGUUUGGCCAGCAGCAGCGUGCAGCAUUCCAGUACGAGCUUUCCUGUUCUCCCAAAUUCACGUCAACGAGAGCCGAUGAUUAAAGCCAAGCUUUUUAGUGAAAGAAUUUUUUUUUUUCCCUGAUGUUUUAAUGAAUUUAUGUGACUGUGUCAAACAAUUCAACGAGAAUAAGUGCUACUUUUACAGUCUUUAUUUUUUUUUUUUUUCCACAGAUGUUAUGAAUUCUUGAAAAGAAACCCAUUCUGACUCUUUCCAUGUUGUGCCCAAAUAUCUUUUCUAGAUGUAGGGACCAAUGCCACAUUGUUCGUAACCAUUAUUUUUUUUUUUUUAAAGUUGCCAAAAAAAAGAAAAGAGAAAAAAAAAAAAAAAAACUUGCUUUUUUUUUUUUUUUUUUAAAUUUUAUUUGCCACUUUGCAGUAUUUGUGUUUUAAAUUUAAAGGGACAGCACUGUGUGUGUGUGCGCGUGCGUGUAUGGGGGUGUUUAUACUGUUUAGAGAUCGGAACUGAAGCUAUUUUGUAUAAAUCUUCAAUGUUGAACAAUCAGAUCGGCUUCCCUCGCAGUGUGGCUGCUGCUGAGCCCCUCAGAGGUGACUUUCCUGCCUUCCUAAUGCCUUCUGACCGUGGUUGAAAAAUAUAUAUAACGUUCUGAACGAAGCGAUCCGUGCCGCAAUGCCUCUUCUCCUUUGUACACCCUGCAGGACUUCUGAACCAGCGUCGUGCUGCCCUUGGAAAAGAGUUUGGGACCAUCCCAGCUGUGUCCAAAUGGACGUGUGCUCAUUGCCAGGUUUUGUUUUAAGGCAGAAGUGACCUCCGUGCAGGCAGUGGUGUUGUGUUGAUGGGGCACAAAGCUUACGGUGUGCAGUGUCAGCAGCCUGCAGGCCACACGGACAGCCAGCUCCUGUGCUGUGUGCGUGGCUGUAAAUGUGUGCCUGCACCUUCAUUGCUUUCAGAAGCCUUUUAAAAGCUGUGACUUUGCAAUUCUUUGUCCCAGACUGUAGUGCUGAUGAUAGAAAUUUGGACUCUGCUUCCGAAGCAGUGUUAGGAGCAGCCAGGCAACUUUCAUGAUGGAUCUCAGAAACAAAACGCCUCCGACUGUUGUUGAUCUUUUUCUCCCCCUCUAUCAUCCCUGCCUUAAAACUUUGCAGGAAAUGGUUUCUUCCUGGAUGAGAUCAGCAACUCUCCUCUUUGAGGUCCUCAGCUGAAAGGUGCAAGGCACGCCAAGCUCCUCGCUGGGUUUCUGCUGCUCACAUGAGGUCUGCACUGCCAGGGGGGUGUCUGGGCACGGGGCAGCCAUGUUCUUGACUCUGUAUCUGGUCAUAGGAGUUCCCAUAGGUGUGCCCAGGAUGAUGCUGCCCAGCCAAACUCUGCCAGCCCUCAGGCUUUGCUGUAUUGGUGCAGCCCAUAUGCAGUGCCCAGCAUCCCUUAUCAAACCCAACGUGAGCAAACCUGUUGGGGUCAGACCAACAUCUGGGAAGCAGUCAGCAGCUGAUGAGCCCCCAGUCCCUCCCAGCUGUGCUCUAGUCCUUCAUCCUGCACGGCUGCAGCGUGCGUGCCUGUGUGUGUGCUCAGAGCAGCAGCAGGAUGCGUCCCUUCAUCCAGGCUGAUCCUUUUUUCCAUUAGGUUAGCUAUAGACAGCCUCAAAUCCCCCAUUAGGUUGGUUUUUUGGGGGGUUUUCCUUUUUUCAGUGUUUGCAUGUUCACUCCUUACCCGUUAAGGAUUCUCUGUGCUGGAAGGGAUGUCUGUGUCGGUGAGAAUGGGGACAGCUAGGAGAAGUAGCAGAGAGGCAAGAGGAUGGGAUGCGAGAGGCAGAGAAUGUGUUAUGAUCCCAGAGCAUGAAAGCUUCCUCAAAGUGUUUUUAGGUGGGGGGUGUGGGUGACCGCUGGUGCCGUGUCGCAGCCCUCCGGGUCCUGGGGCCGUUUGGUGACGUUUCUGUGCCGCAGUAAAUGGCUGAGCUGAUGUGUCUUUACUUUUGGGAAGUCAAAACCAAACGUUCCACUCCCCCCGAAACGGUGAUCUCUGUGUUGGUUUGUGUGACUUCAGGGUGGUUGUGUGCUUGGGGAGAACUUUUAUUUUAUUUUUUUUUUCAAAUUGGAGGGAAAUAAGUUUCCGAACCGCUGGAUGGAGGUGCCCAGAUGGGGUUGGUGUGCGGUGGAGGUUUGAGGAAUGGCCGCCGUGGCUGUGAGCUUAUAGCUUGUGCUUUAUUUAAAUGAACUGAUGAUGCCUCGCCAGGCUCAGCCAGAGUCAGUGCCUGAAGCUUUUUGUAGCCGCGAUAUCCCAGAAGAGAACCAGCGACGUCCUGAAAGAUGCGCUCUUAUAGAGCGGCCAUAGUUAUCUGUCCAAAUAUUUGCUUCCAUUUUCAAGAGAUAAAAAGUCAUUGAUUACAAA